This is a messenger RNA of Carcharodon carcharias (great white shark), 542 nucleotides long. Its product is annotated as zinc finger protein 664-like. The record is from RefSeq and is a predicted model, not a curated record. The transcript has a single exon. Bases 75 to 515 code for a protein of 146 amino acids. Lineage: Eukaryota; Metazoa; Chordata; Chondrichthyes; Lamniformes; Lamnidae.
GGUACACGUAUUCGGUGUGUGGAUGGGGCUUCAACUGAUCGUCAAACCUGGAAAGAAAUAAGGAAACCCGCACCAUGGAGAAACCGAGGAAAUGUGGGGAUUGUGGAAAGGGAUGCCGGAUCCCGUCUGCACUGAAGAUUCAUCAAUGUGGUCACACUGGGGAGAGGCCAUUCACCUGCUCUGAGUGUGGGAAACGUUUUCUCCAGUCAUCUGACCUGUGGAAUCACCAACGAAUUCACACUGGGGAGAGGCCAUUCACCUGCUCUGAAUGUGGGAAGGGAUUUACUCAGUCAUCCCACCUAGUGGCACAUCAGGGAGUUCACAUCAAGGAGAGGCCAUUCACCGGCUUUGAACGUGGGAAGGGAUUCACGCAAUCAUCCAGCCUGCGGACACAUCAGCGAGUUCACACCGGGGAGAGACCCUUCACCUGCUCUGCGUGUGGGAAGGGAUUCACUCAGUCAUCCAAUCUGCUGACACAUCAGUGUGUUCACACCAGGGAGAGGCCAUUUAACUGAUCUGAAUGUGGGAAGGGAUUCACUCAA